This is a messenger RNA of Symbiodinium sp. CCMP2456, 209 nucleotides long. NCBI's taxonomy places the organism in Eukaryota, Dinophyceae, Suessiales, Symbiodiniaceae. The record is from the annotation of a GenBank genome assembly.
GCGAGGGCCAGUUCCUGCCAGCCACCGGACAUGCAGGUGGCAUUGCAUUGGUGCUGAUCUAUGGAGCGGCCCUGGUCGCUGCCGUGGCCAACCCAUUGACGAAGAGGCGCCUGGAGGUCAGGGACCAGGCGGGGAAGCGCAGUGGAGUCGAAGUGAUCAAGGCGGCUGCACGGGAAUCCGUACCAGAGUGUGGCUCUGAGCGCAGACAG